AUUGCAAGACGCACAGCGACGGUCAGCUCAGUUCGAUCAGAACAAUGAAGUCGCUUACUUUUGUGCUGUGCCUCGUGGUGCUUGGCGCCCACUCGCUGCUGGUUCUGGCCGCGGAUUGCGAGAUAGAUGGUCAUCAGUUGAAAGCGGGUGAAUCGUACAAGCCAAAUGGUCGAUGCAUACAGUACACCUGCAAGGCACCCAAACAGAUGAUGGGCGUUAAUUGUCCUCUGGAGAAUAGUCUGAAGCCGUGCAAGCUGGUUGGCGAUGUAACGAAACCAUUUCCCGAAUGUUGUCCCAAAUUUCAAUGUUGAUUACAAUAAAUUUGCAUUGCUAAUGUGGUAAUCACUUCACUUACAAA
Molecule: messenger RNA, 358 nt
Organism: Drosophila obscura
Lineage: Eukaryota; Metazoa; Arthropoda; Insecta; Diptera; Drosophilidae
Gene: ssp7
Exons: 3
Coding region: 45-311 (88 amino acids)
Source: RefSeq, a predicted model, not a curated record